This is a messenger RNA of Orussus abietinus, 594 nucleotides long. RefSeq names its product COX assembly mitochondrial protein homolog. Lineage: Eukaryota; Metazoa; Arthropoda; Insecta; Hymenoptera; Orussidae. The record is from RefSeq and is a predicted model, not a curated record. The transcript has 3 exons. The coding region runs from base 31 to 432 and encodes 133 amino acids. Gene Ontology annotation, cellular component: mitochondrion.
AGCAGCGCAUCACGGGUAACAAAUGUCGCCAUGGUCGAAAACGCGGAAUCACAGAAAACUUACGGCGUUUUACCAAAUAGAUAUGGAGGUGGUCCGCACGGUUUAGGUGAUCCAGAUGAUAAAUCUCUUAGAAAGCUAGAAAGAGAUGUUAUUAUUACUGAAAAAAUGCGUGUCAAAUCAAAGAAAGAGAAAUGCAAAGCUGAAUUUGAAGCGUUUAGUGAGUGUUGCAAGAAUUCAAACUUGUUCUUAGCAGUGGCAUGUAGAAAAGAAAAUGCUGAUUUUAAAACUUGCUUACGACAAUGGUUUACAAAUGAGCAGUUAAGAGAAGAAUGUACACAAGAGUAUUUGGAAGAAAGAAGUGAAUACCGAAGAACUGGAAUUCCGAAGACCAGAUACAGAGGAAGAUACAGUCGUAAGGUAGAACCCGAGUAAAAAACAGCAUCAGACAGUCCUUUAAUUCAAAGCCGAAGAUAAGACAAAAAUAGUGAAGAGAUAGUAAAAAAUAAAAUAAAUUUAUUGUUUGCAUAGUUUAUCGAUAAGUUGGUUUGUAUACAAGUUCUUAUGAAGAAUCCUCAUCUUCCUCUUCAACAUAAA